Molecule: messenger RNA, 1409 nt
Organism: Leptopilina boulardi
Lineage: Eukaryota; Metazoa; Arthropoda; Insecta; Hymenoptera; Figitidae
Exons: 5
Coding region: 352-1344 (330 amino acids)
Cellular component (GO): mitochondrion
Source: RefSeq, a predicted model, not a curated record
UUCACUUCAGGUUCAUUCUCCACAUUGCUUUUUAGGAAAAAUCUUUAUUUAUUUUAUUUUAUACAAGAAAAACAACAAGUUUUCCUUCUUUUCCAAUUGUUAUAUAUAUAUAUAUAUUUUAACCUUUAAUAUUAAAACUUGAACAGUGAAUAUGUAUUUUCAUAUCAAUGAACUAAAUAGUGUAUAGUGAAGAAGCAUUUAUAAUUGUUUGGAUACAAAUUUGAUGAAUUUUUUUUUACAUAAUUAUAUUAAUUCAAGGUCACGGUCACUUGUCAAACAGUGUGUUUUUUAUCAGAAAAUUUUGUGGAAUUCAUCAAAAUCGCAUAAUUAAUAAAAUCAUUUAAAUUCAGAAUGAUGGCUUUAUCAAGAAUUGGAAAUUGUCAAAACUUAUCUAAUUCGAUGAGUUGGGGUUAUUUCGUCAAACACGCAACUGUCAAAUCAACAUUCUACGGAGAAAAUGAAACAAUGAAAAAAGGAUUUCAUAUUUCUAAAGUUAAUAAAUAUCCAGAAGCUCCAAUUUUACGUUUACCGAUGAAUGUCUCGGAAAUUUUUGCCAAUGAAACAAGUCGUUUUACUCCAGAAAGAAUUCGCGAUAUUUAUAGUUCAACUGAUGUUAAACAAUUUUCAAAUUCAUCGAAAAUAAUAAAUCUCGAUUUACAUGUGGCAUCGUACGAUUGUUUUGGAACUGUUAGUUUAAACAGUUCCAUGCAAACAAAUGUGCCAAAACCAUUUAAUUCCACUGGAAAAUCAAAUUAUUUAAAUAUGCCAGGUGGACAAUGGGCUCGUGAUGAAAAAUACAUUGCUGAUGAUAUGCAAAAGUCACAUUACAAAUGUCAACUUUUAAAACAGAAUAAAAAAAAUGGUUCUUUUAGAAAUUCUAUCGCUUUGAAUUCACAAUCAAGAAAUUAUUCCACACAAUCAAAUACAAUAAAUCCAUCAACUGCGAAAUCUUCAAAAACUGAAGAUUCAAAUUUAAAACUAACAACAAAACAAAAAUUGGAUAUUCUUAUAAAAGAUUACGGAAAAACUAUUAUAGUCUUCCACGUUGGAAUAUCAUUAUUGUCACUUGGUGGUUUCUACUUCGCUAUUUCUAGUGGACUCGAUAUGCAUGAAAUAGUAUCGACAAUGUGUAACGAUGAAAUGACGACUAAACUAUUGUCUGAAUCAUCAACAUUUACAUUAGCAUAUGGUAUUCAUAAAUUAUUUGCACCCAUACGGAUUAUGAUAACAUUAGCAGUGGCUCCAGCUUUAGUAAGAUUUUUAAGAAGAAAAGGAAUUUUGAAACAUCCAGAAAUAAUUAAGAAAUUAAAGGAAGCUAAAUUACAAAAUAAUCAAAAAACAUAAAUAAAUAUUCUAUAAAAAAAAAAUUUGUAAAUUUUCUAAAUAAAAUUUAUUAUUAUUAUUACAAA